Messenger RNA from Culex pipiens pallens (northern house mosquito), 818 nucleotides. RefSeq lists its product as uncharacterized. The coding region runs from base 105 to 809 and encodes 234 amino acids. NCBI's taxonomy places the organism in Eukaryota, Metazoa, Arthropoda, Insecta, Diptera, Culicidae. The record is from RefSeq and is a predicted model, not a curated record. The transcript has 2 exons.
UAUCGAUUUGUUUACAAACAAAUGCUUCAAGUGGUCCCAAGCACAACACAGUAUCGAAUAACAAAAACCAUAAAAACCAAAAUAAAUUCCCCCAAAUCUCACCGAUGAACUGGACGCCGGGCCGCAUCGUGGGCACGGUAAAGCCCGCGGGUGCCGCCAUCGAUCCGAUCUCGGCCGGAAUGGUCGUUCCGUGCCCCGUUCCGGCGCCGGUGGUCCCAGCAGUGGUGCAGACAAUCACCGUGCCGAAGCCGGUUCCGGCCGGAACGGUCGCCCCCGCAGCGACCCCAAUGCCUAAUGGAAGUGCGCUGCUCAAGGGAUCCGUCCAGAGUUUGGCCGGUGGGGAUAAAAUCGUCGGCACGGUCAAUAUUGCCGGCAGCAGCAAACCGGGGCUGAGCUCGGAGGAGUUGAAACAGAAAGCGAUCGACGAAAUUCACCGGGACGUGCAGCGGGGCCGGGUCCGGGCGGCCCAGGUUGGUGCCCUGGGGUGGCGCGAGUGUCCACUGAAGAAGACCAACAAGCGGUUCCUCAGCAGGACGGUCAGUUCGGUGUUGCAGCACAACAAGCGGGAAACGUUGCGGAAUUUUUACUCUUCCACGCGGAAGUUGAUCGAAAUGGACCAGCGGGACGAGGGAAUGGAUCGGGAACGGAGGCACCACCACCGUCGGGAGCAUCAACAUCACAGGCACCGGAGGCGGAGUCGCAGUGAGGAGGAGCAGAGGGAGAGAAGGAAGUCUGAGGAGGAGAAAAUCGUGAAAAUAAAUCUGGACGAUGAGUUGGAAGAUGGGGAAGUUAGGGAUGAUGAUGAAUAAAAAUGAAGA